AUUUUUAUCGAUUGAAAAUAUUUUUGAAACGAUUUUUGUUUUUUGACGUUUAAGUUCUCUAUAAAAAAAUAAUUUAAUUUUUUAGUCUAAAAUAUUGACUGCUUUUAAGAUAUUUUUUGUCAUCAUUUAGUACACUAACCGUUGAAACUAUGUUACCUCAGAAAUCAAUCAAUAGAUCGGCUGUCAGUAAUAAUAGCGAUUUGAUGGCCAAAGGUUUUGGUCGUCUAAACAUUGGUAAUAGUGGCGAUCAGUUUGACUAUCGACAGAUCAUCACUGAAUUGGAUAGUAUUGAGACCAGAAUCGAUCAAUUGUUGGAUCAGCUCUCAAAAAUUCACGUGAAAGGAGUGGCCGCACGGAUUGAAUUGGCCACAAACAUCGAGACUGUGGAUGUACUACAAGAUAUCAAAUACUUGAUCCAAGAGAUGAACAAAGUCCAAAACAACUUGGAGUUAUGUGAACUGAAUAUGCAAACGAUGAAUAAUAAGACAAACAGUUUGUCCACUACUACUGGUGACGACAUAGAUAAUGAUGUCAACAAAAUGUUGAUGAAAAUAGUAGACAAAUCAAACCGAUUGGCAGACACUUUGGAUAUGAGUCUCGACUAAUAUUUGGU
Molecule: messenger RNA, 613 nt
Organism: Oppia nitens
Lineage: Eukaryota; Metazoa; Arthropoda; Arachnida; Sarcoptiformes; Oppiidae
Exons: 2
Coding region: 150-605 (151 amino acids)
Source: RefSeq, a predicted model, not a curated record